Aureobasidium pullulans EXF-150 is the source of this 1000-nucleotide messenger RNA. RefSeq lists its product as uncharacterized. Lineage: Eukaryota; Fungi; Ascomycota; Dothideomycetes; Dothideales; Saccotheciaceae. The record is from RefSeq and is a predicted model, not a curated record. Bases 236 to 901 code for a protein of 221 amino acids. The transcript is spliced from 3 exons.
CCUGAUUCAAGACAUCCUACAUGUGACAGCGACCAGAAGUACAUGCCGGCUCCCAGACAGUUUACCUCGCGACUGCGGCAGCCGCGAUACAUGUUUUCCAUCUCUCGAAUCUAGAAUCUAGAAUCUUCAAGUUGUGUUGACAACAAACAAGUCUUCCAAAGUUAUCCAAACACUCAACAAAGUACAACAUUGACUCCCCUAAUACAAUAUCUACUCCGUCGAUAUAGUUUCAAAUAUGCCGCCUCGUCCUCACGACCCAUUCAAUGAUGCGCCACGCCGUCCUGCAUCCCGCACAGCGAGCCAUCUACACGACACAUACACUUCUGGCGGUCACACCUUGCGGGCCAACUCGGCUGCACGCAACCUCUUUGCUUCAACGCUAUCACGACGUCCCACAACAACUGGACCACCAUCGAAUCACCUCAACGAGCUGGUUCUCGAGGACUCUGAUGAUGCUGGAGACCGGAUGAGCAGGCGCACUGCGGCUGCCGGCAGGGCGACCCGGACCCGACGUGUCAGAGCAGCCACUGAGACGACGACCAUCGAGCCCGAUGAAGAGAACCAACCCGAGCCCGUCCGCGAUAUGGUCAUAAGGGAUGAGAGAGGCAACUACUUGCACGAAGUUUCUGCGCUGGGAGAGCAGAUAAAUGGAGCAGAAGAGGAAGAACUUGAAGACGACAAGCGUCUGACAGCUCUUGUGCAGGAGUAUUGGGCUUCUGGAAGUGCUGUCGGUGGCAGGAAUAGUAAAAGAUGGGACGAGAAUGAACUCGACAGACCCAAAGCAGAAGUCAUGACACGACUACGAGACUCUGUGAGCAAAACGCUCGUCAACGAACAAUGGAGAUACGAGCCCAGUGAUUACAUGAAGGCACUUCUGGUCGAGAACCAUGGUCGUGUCUAAUUCUCGCCUCUUGUGUAUACCUUAGAUAAUCCCUAGCCUUGACAAAACGAGUGAUGUUAUGAGAUGACGGUGUUUUGUCGUUCGAAUAUAUUCAGUCAA